Messenger RNA from Gambusia affinis (western mosquitofish), 3877 nucleotides. RefSeq names its product interleukin 17 receptor D (gene il17rd). The transcript has 16 exons. Gene Ontology annotation, molecular function: interleukin-17 receptor activity. Lineage: Eukaryota; Metazoa; Chordata; Actinopteri; Cyprinodontiformes; Poeciliidae. The coding region runs from base 85 to 2436 and encodes 783 amino acids. The record is from RefSeq and is a predicted model, not a curated record.
GGCCCCAGCAGCCGUGUCAGAGUCUCCACGUAAAAACCUGCGUGGGGAGUUGGAUCUCAGAGUAGUUCAGGACCUGCGAGCGGAAUGGCGGCUCCUCGGAGUUUCUUCUCUGUCUGCGGGUUUUUUCUGCUUUUCGCCGCUGGAUCCGGGACUUUAGGCUACAGGCGAGCAAACCAGGAGCGUUGCGGCUACAAGGUUCAGUCUGCUGCAGAGGGAGUUCGCAAAUUGUUCGUCACCUUCAGGACUGACAACUGCUCAUUGAGCUACCCACUGGGGAAACACGUGAUCCACGAGGUAUCCAACGUCUCCUUCAGCCACCUGGCCUGUGACGACCAGGCUGCUGUAGUCGUCCACUGGUCUGCAAGUCCACUAGGAAUCGAACACAUUAAAGGCUUCAGAGUUUAUCUGGAGGACAAAAACCCAGACGGGAAGCAGUGUCAGCACCUGAUCCUCAAAGACCCGCGGCAGCUCAACUACUCCUUCAAGAGCACGAAGCUGAGCAGUCAGCCAUUCAGUAGUUUGACCUUUGACACUGACUACAUGGUUCGUGUCGUUCCUUUCCCGUCUCUGAUGAAUGAAAGCUUCUUCCCUCCAUCUUUCCUGAGGACCAACUCGUGUGAAAUCCUGCUUGGAUCGGACAAUCUGGUCUGCAAACCAUUCUGGAAGCCAAAGACCCUGAACGUGUCUCAGCUUGGAUCAAACCUUCAUGUGACGUUUGAUUUGGCUCCAUCCUCCUUCAACUUCCAGUUGUAUUACCUGUACUACAGGCUGCGGCAGGACGGCCUCUUCAGGGUGCAGCGCUGCAGACCAGACCUGAACCAGGCGAGGACAACGUGUGUCCUUCAGGACGUCACACAAGGAACCUACGUAAUAGAGCUUAGAGACAACAGCAACACGACCAGGAGGCAGAUGCAGUACCACGUCAGCCAGGUCCACUCCCCGUGGGCGGGGCCUAUCCGUGCCAUGGCCAUCACCGUGCCCCUGGUCAUCAUGUCGGCCUUCGCCACCCUCUUCACUGUAGUGUGUCGCAAGAAGCAGCAAGAAAACAUCUACAGCCAGUUGGAUGAGGAGAGCAGCGAGUCGUCCAAUCAGAGCGCAGCACUGAACAACGAGCGUCCGUGGCCACGCCCCAAAGUUUUCAUCUGUUACUCCAACAGAGAUUGCCCCAAACACACCAGCGUUAUCCAGAGCUUUGCCUACUUCCUGCAGGACUUCUGCGGCUGCGAGGUGGUGCUGGACCUCUGGGAACAUCUGGAAAUGUGCAAAGAGGGUCAGAUGUCGUGGUUGAGCCGACAGCUGGAUGAAGCAAACUUCAUCAUCACCGUCUGCUCUAAAGGCCUCCGAUAUUACGUGGAAAAGAAAAGCCGCAGAGGCAAGACUCCCGUUGGUCGCCGUAGCAACAGCGGCUGCGGCUCCCCGACCGGCGGAUCGCACGGCGACCUGUUUGUCGUGGCCGUGGCCAUGAUAGGAGAGAAGCUGCGGCUGGCAAAGCAGAACGAGGACAGCGGGGAUCCGGAGCUGAGCCGCUUCAUGGCCGUGUACUUUGACUAUUCCACAGAGAGCGACAUCCCGACGGCACUGAGUCUGGCUCCCAGGCUGAAGCUCAUGGAUCAGCUGCCGCAGCUCUACGGCCGGCUCCACUCCAGCCAGUCCGCGCUGGCCGAUCCGGAGCAGCAACCCGUCAACAUCUCCAGGAGAAACUAUUUCCGCAGCAAAUCAGGACGCUCGCUCUACGUCUCGAUCUGCAACAUGCACCAGCACAUCAGCCAGAACCCGGACUGGUUCGAGAAGCAGCCGUCUCCCCCAGGAGCGUCUUCGGCUCCGUCGGACUCCUCCUCCUCCAAACACGUUCCUCUUCCUCCGCGGCCGGCCUGCUCCUCCUCCGUGCCUCAACCGGAUCAACGGUUUGACUCUGGUGUGGUGCUGAACGAGGUUCUGGUGAGGACGCCGUCCAUGGAGGGACUGGAGGGGGAAGCGAGGAGGAACGUACUCCUGCUGGCCGCUGGCUCCAGUCCAGAGCCGCCGCACUGCUCCGCGUCCAUCCCAGGAUCCACUUCCAGAUUGUCCACCGGCAGAUCUGGAGUUUUACCCGAAGAGUCUUCCUCCUCUUCCUCAGCUCCCUGUGUCCUCCAGGAUGAAGAGCGACCUGCUCCGGGUCACACCGAGGAGCCCGGCUCCUCCGGCCCGGACGUCCCGCCUCCCCGUGAUUCUGGAAUCUACGACUCGUCCGUCCCGUCGUCGGAGCUCUCCAUCCCACUGAUGGAGGGACUGUCACAUGACCAGGCAGACUCUUCCUCCUUGGCAGACAGCGAAUCGUCUUCGUCCGGCCUCGGUGACGAGGAGCCGCCUGCAGUGUUGUCACUUCGCUGCAGCGCCGCCUGCAAACCUCAGCUGCACCAGCUGGAGCACAGCGAUGCUCAUGCAGCAUCACUGUAGCCCGGGCUGCCUGCCAAUCGAGGAAGGAACUCUGGCAUGUGCCGCCGUUGAUUUGGAGAUAAAACCAGAAGACUUGAAGGAUGCUGAGGAGUCGUGGAGCUGCAGGCAGAGGGAACGUAUUGGUGGAAGCGCCUGUAGUACUAACUACUGAUUAUGGCCACUGCUGAUUCCAGGCUUAUGUGUGCCCAACAACCACCACGUCCCCAACACUCGCCUCAGGAAAGAUUUGUUGGAUCAAACUGGAGGGUUUCUGAACCGCAGACCAAAGCUGACAACCAAAAACUUGAUCUGCAGCGUUUUCAUGCAGCUUUUAGACGUGGAGACAGUCAGACAGCAACAUGCAAAACGACUGAAGCUGCAACAUUUGUUACAUUUUCAGCUGCUGCAGUUCUCAGAUUUUAGAGAUUGGAGGAUUUCUCUUAUGUCUUUGGCUAAUGACCUCAAGUCAUUUUUCCCGCUUGCUCUAAACUCCAGCAUUUGUGUUUUGGUUGCAUUUACCCAGCAUGCACUGUGCUGUAGUCCAAUUCCUGCUUUUGUAGCAGUCUCUGGUUUGCUUUACCCAGUGUUUCCCAAUUCCAGUCCUCAGGCCCCCCUCCUCUGCAUGUUUUAGAUGUACCUCUACACCAGAGCAGCUGAUUCAAAUGAUUGCAUGACCAUCAAGUGCUGCAGAAGCCUUUUAAUCACCCACAUAUUCAAUCCAGGUGUGUGGCAGAAGGGAAACACCUAAAACAUGCAGGGCAGGGGAGCAUGAGGACUGGAAGUGAGAAACGCUGCUUUAACCCAACUGAGACCUGAGGUUUGUUGUUUUUUCAGAGUUUGAUUAACAUUCCCAAAAGAACUGGACUUUGUAGGAUUAAACGGACUAAUUCAUCGGUUUAUAAAAGUAGAGUGAAAUCAGCUGCAGUGGAAUGAAAUCAGCUAAACUCUUAAUAUUCUUGGUUUAAAAUUUGUUUUAAUGAAGUGCUACUUUUUAUGUAAAUGUGUCUAGUCAAUUUUUUGACGUUUUGAACAACAAACUCUAUGAAGCUAAUCUCCCAUCACAGAAAUGUAAUUUAUGUUUAAACAUUGCAGCAACAACUUGUUGGACAUCUGGUUAAAAAGUGGUUCUAUGACCUGAUAAUGUGAUAUAAUAUAAAUAGAAGAGUUUUAUUUUUGUCCUUGAGUUUGUGAAAAGCAAUUUGUUGUAUUUUUUUACAUGUUUAUAACUUGUGUCACUCCUGCAAUAUUUUCACUGUGGUCUUAACAUUUUCUACGUGUUUUACAUUUAUAGAUAACAAGUUUUAUGCUUUCACUCUUAAUCCACUGAGGAAUAGAAGUACCUGGAGAGGAGGAGUGAAAAUUAAAUGAAGCGGCUCAUCAGAAGAUCUUCUGACUUUUAAAUCAAUUCAAAGAUACAUUAUUGAUCCCAAAGGGAAAUUAAAUGUUGCUAAAACUCAUCAUA